AUGCCAGACAGCCAGAGCCAGCAAAUAAUAGAGGCGCGGUGGAGCAGGGCGACCCUUGAUGAGGCCAUUGGCAGCGGGUCUCUCGACCAAGUUCUUCGCUGGAUUGGCACAACACCAAGUACUGCAGCUGCAGCUGGAGCUGGAGCAGAUGCCGACCACGUCUCUACUACGGAGGCUUGCGAUAUUCUUAUUGAUCGAGCGGGAGAGCCUUUAGUCAUCCGGGGCAUCUGUUCUGCCCUAUCCAAGCCUGUCAAAUCCAGGGAUGACUUCUUCACUGCCUGCGCUGGCCUCGAUUGCAUCGUCAGCUACCUGCCCCUCGCAACUUUGCGACUCUACAGACCCGGCAUAGAGAUUCUAGCUGCCAGCACCGAAGAGAGCCCUCCUAGAGUUUCCCUGCCAUCCUUGACAAGUAGGGCAAAAGAUGCAGUCAAGUUUAUUGAUUUCCCCGAGUUGGCAUGGGCGCCCAAGCACAAGUUCGACUUCAUGGGAGAGCGAAGCCUCUCGGAGAGAGUCCACACGGCACAGCAGAUGGGACCCCAUGCCAAGGAUCUGCUCGGCUGGUUUGCCGACGUCAACUGGCCGCCUCGAUCGGGCUGUAUAAAGCAGCUUGCUCGCUUUCCCGAAGUGGCAGUUGACCCGAUCAAGGAGAUUAUCCCCGAGAAUCGAAAUGAUCCCGAGUGGCUGAUGCAUCUCCUCGAGUUUGUAGAGCAACAUGUGUCUAUUGGGGUGCUGUGGGAACAGCUAGAGCCCGAGCUGGUGUUGCUGGCUAGCAGCGAGGCGGAAGAUGAAGAAAACCGGGAUCUUACAGAAACUGCUCAGCGCCUGCUUGGGCAGCUGAAUGAGUGGAAAAGGGAACAGGGCGGUAAUGAAUAAAGAGGUGUUCCAAUACGACGAAAAAGGCUGUUGGAAAGAAGACCUUGUUAUAGAUGGCUAGCUGCUGCUUCACAGACGUUCGAAAUGUACGAAGCAAAGCUCCAUCGUACGCGUACAUUUUCUUUUCGCUUCUCGCGUCUCAUCAGAGAGAAAGCAAUGGAAAGUAACAACGCCACUUUCUAUGACCUCGUUAGUUUUAAUUGAAACACGUUUACGAGU
Molecule: messenger RNA, 1092 nt
Organism: Trichoderma virens Gv29-8
Lineage: Eukaryota; Fungi; Ascomycota; Sordariomycetes; Hypocreales; Hypocreaceae
Exons: 1
Coding region: 1-873 (290 amino acids)
Source: RefSeq, a predicted model, not a curated record